UCACCUUGAAAAACUAAUCCUUCCAGCUCUCUCUGUGACUCAUCUCUCUCAUUUGAUCCCCACCCUUUUUGUCUUUUUGUCCAUUUUUUAAUAUUUCUCCGCAUACCUUAUUUGUUUUCUUGCGUAUCACUUUUGAGCUCCAGACUUCCUCGUGUCUCUCUCCAGCAUUAUAUUCACUCUUUCUUUCAUUAGCUCUUUCCAUUUUCUCCCUCUCCUAUUGGUAGAGUUUGGCCAAGAAAAUAUUGUGUUAAGGUACAAAUAAUCAAUUUGGAAAGAUGGAGAUAACCAAUGUUAUGGAAUAUGAGGAAAUUGCUAGGCAGAAAUUGCCAAAGAUGGUUUUUGACUACUAUGCAUCAGGAGCAGAAGAUCAGUGGACUCUCAAGGAGAAUCGCAAUGCUUUCUCUCGAAUUCUAUUUCGACCCCGCAUUCUUAUUGAUGUGAGCAAGAUUGACAUGACCACAAGUGUCUUGGGCUUCAAAAUUUCCAUGCCUAUCAUGAUUGCUCCAACAGCCAUGCAAAAAAUGGCUCACCCUGAAGGAGAGUAUGCCACAGCAAGGGCAGCUUCAGCAGCUGGCACAAUUAUGACAUUAUCCUCAUGGGCUACUUCCAGUGUAGAGGAGGUUGCUUCAACUGGGCCUGGCAUUCGCUUUUUCCAGCUCUAUGUCUACAAAGACAGGAAUGUUGUAGCUCAGCUUGUGAGAAGGGCUGAGAGGGCUGGUUUCAAGGCUAUCGCCCUCACUGUGGACACUCCAAGACUUGGCCGGAGAGAAGCUGAUAUCAAGAACAGAUUUACCUUGCCACCAUUUUUGACUUUGAAGAAUUUUGAGGGCUUGAAUCUUGGCCAAAUGGACAAGGCUGAUGAUUCUGGACUAGCUUCAUAUGUUGCUGGCCAAAUUGACCGGACACUUAGCUGGAAGGAUGUGAAGUGGCUUCAGACAAUCACAUCAUUGCCAAUCCUGGUUAAGGGUGUCCUUACUGCUGAGGAUGCAAGACUAGCCAUACAGAAUGGAGCUGCAGGAAUCAUCGUCUCCAAUCACGGAGCUCGCCAGCUUGAUUAUGUUCCUGCAACUAUUAUGGCUUUGGAAGAGGUUGUGAAAGCUGCACAAGGCAGAGUUCCUGUUUUCCUUGAUGGUGGAGUUCGCCGCGGAACAGAUGUUUUCAAGGCAUUGGCACUAGGAGCAUCUGGAAUAUUUAUCGGAAGGCCAGUGGUAUUCUCAUUGGCAGCAGAAGGAGAAGCUGGAAUCAGGAAAGUAUUGCAGAUGCUUCGCGAGGAGUUUGAGCUAACAAUGGCAUUAAGUGGUUGCCGUUCACUCAGGGAGAUCACCCGUAACCACAUCGUGGCCGACUGGGACCUUCCUCGCCCUGUUCCCAGGUUAUAAGCAGUCUGCCUGUCAUUAGAAUCCACCCACAUAUAUGAGAUUUUAAGGGUUGAUCAAACAUUUCAAAGAAUUUGAACUUUUUUAUUGUGACAAUCAAUAGUAUUUCUAUGAAUGGCCAGCGUUCUUGUAUAUUCUUUUAUUCCAAACUAGCUGAUGCACAAGCCUCAUUUUAUAUUACUUGAUCAGCAUUGUUAUGCUUUCAAGGUGCA
Messenger RNA from Jatropha curcas, 1588 nucleotides. It is a transcript of the gene GOX3, whose product is annotated as Aldolase-type TIM barrel family protein. The record is from RefSeq and is a predicted model, not a curated record. Gene Ontology annotation, cellular component: peroxisome. NCBI's taxonomy places the organism in Eukaryota, Viridiplantae, Streptophyta, Magnoliopsida, Malpighiales, Euphorbiaceae. Gene Ontology annotation, molecular function: (S)-2-hydroxy-acid oxidase activity; FMN binding.